Molecule: messenger RNA, 3310 nt
Organism: Yamadazyma tenuis ATCC 10573
Lineage: Eukaryota; Fungi; Ascomycota; Pichiomycetes; Serinales; Debaryomycetaceae
Gene: VPS11
Product: tethering complex subunit
Biological process (GO): vacuole organization; endosome organization; organelle fusion
Cellular component (GO): endosome; HOPS complex
Molecular function (GO): protein-macromolecule adaptor activity; protein binding
Source: RefSeq, a predicted model, not a curated record
CAUAAUCUUUUGAGAAUCACAGAACAAAUACAUGUCAUUGCCAGCAAAUUGGAGACAAUUACAGCUCUUUGAUGUGCUACCCAUCAGGGAUCCUAAUUUCAAUACUGGGGAUGCCUUGUACUCGAGUCCCACGUUAUCCGAAAUCGAGGCGACCCAAAACUACAUGGUGAUCACGAUAAAUGGCUGCUUUGUAAAGAUAAUCUCAAAACAGUUCACCACCCUGAAGUCAUUUAUGGCUUAUGAUACUGACUUUAGAAUAAGCUUCCUUAGAUCACUUCCCAAGUCUGAUUUGUUGGUGACAAUCGCUGAGAAACAGGGUUCUCCAUCUGUCCUUAAGUUAUGGGACUUAAACAAAUUAGUGUACUUGGAGAUAGAUUCAUCCAAAGAAGAUCCGAUAGAUAUCGUGAAAAGAAAAUUCCAAACACAGGUGUUGAUUCAAAAUGGUGACAAUUCCUACCCGAUGAGUUCUUUUACUUUCAAUGCUGACUUUACCUGUCUUGCAAUCGGUUACACGAAUGGUAAGGUUCUUUUGGUCAGAGGUGACUUGAUCAGAGAUAGAGGUGCUAAACAGAGGCUUAUUUAUGAGUCACCAGACCCCAUCACCGGGUUGCAUUUCAAUGAAUUCCAUGAAUUAUUGUAUGUCACUACUACUUCAAGAAUCCUCACCGUCCCAAUCACCGGUAGAAACCAAGGUAAGCCUUUAAAUGUUCUUUCCAAGAAAACAGGAGUUCCAUUACAGUGCUCUGUGAUUGAUCCGGGAAAGCAAGAAUUAAUAGUGGGGCUAGAUUCGUCUAUCAGAUACUAUAAUCAAAUAGGUAAGAGCCAUACCAUUAAUUUUGAGUUACGAAAGAAGAUAAUUUACAGGUAUACUAAGAACUAUUUAUUGAUGGUUUCUCCAAUGGAAGAUGUCAGUGGAUCUUCCCGAAAAAUGAGUACCAGGGUGGUAAUGAUUGAUCUUCAUUAUAAACAUAUAUCAUUCAGCUUAACCAUUCCAAACGUUGCAAUAAAUCAUGUUUUUGAAAUGUGGAAUGAUUUGUACUUGUUAAGCAGUGAUGGUAUGCUUUAUAAAUUACAUGAGAAACCUAUCAACCAACAAGUGGAAUUGACUUUGCAAAGAGAACUAUUCCAAUUAGCUUACCAAUUGGCCAAAAACUCCAACUUAGAAGUUAAUGUACUUCUCAAAAUCUGCAAAUUGCAUGGUAACUUCCUUUAUCAGAAGCAGGAUUAUGAAGCUUCCAUCUCUUCCUACAUCAAAUGUUUGAAAUACUUCACAAAUGAAAACUAUGUUGCUAACGAUGAUGAAGAAUCAUUGAAUGAUUUCAUCAUGACCAUCAUCACCAAAUUCAAGGAUGCUUCAAACAUUCAUGAUUUGACUGAGUUUCUUUACCAAUUAUAUAAUCUCAAAAUUGCCAGCAAUGAUCAUAUAACUUUGCUUUUAUGUUGCUACUGUAAAUUAAAGCAGGUUGACAAGAUCAGGGGAUUCAUAAAGGAGAUCAAUUUAUCGGAUGCAACCAAUAAUGCUGAUGAUAGUGAUAUCAAUGAGGGAAAAAAAGACUUUAGAAACAUAUUUUUGGACUUAGAUUUCCCUUUGAUAAUCAAUCUAUUCAAAGAAUGUGGAUAUUUUGAUGAAGUUAUAAGGCUACUCUAUGAAUUAAACCAACCAAACUUGAUUGUUGACAUUCAACUUAAUGAUUUAAAGAACCCACAACGGUGUUUAAACUACAUUCAAUCUUUGACCAUUGAUGACUUGUUGUUAGUCUUGAUUGACCACUCAAAAAGUUUAUUAGAUAACCUACCGAUUGAGACAACAAGGCUUUUGAUCAACGUAUUUACUGGUAAAUACGAGCCAAACCAAUCUACAAAGAUUUUGGACAGCAAUAACUCGAAGUCUGACAGUUCUACUACCAAAGAAAAGUCUUAUGAAAGAGAUGAAGGCAUGUUCCCAUUGAACAGCUAUAAAGCCUUUUUGGUAUAUUUAUCUGGAAAAGAAUCAGAAGACGAUGAAAUGACCAUAAGCUCUUUAAAUGGUGCUAGUGAGCCCACCUACCUUCCUCCAAGACCAAGCUUGAUCUUUCCAAGCUUCAUUAAUAACCCUAACGAAUUUGUCAUAUUUCUUGAAGCUUGUAUUGAAGCAUUUGAUAAAUACCAAGGAAGUACUAAAGAUCAGAAAGAGUUAUUGAUAACUUUGCUCGAAAUGUACUUGUCGCUUUCAAAGAAAGACAAGCACAACUAUGAAGAAUGGCUUAACAAAGCAAAGCAAUUAGUUGAUCAAUAUUCUACUCUACUUGAUGAAUCGUCCUUACUACUUGUUUCUCACUUGUAUGGUGUCGAUGGAGAACUCAAGUUUACUAGAGAAGAAGGUUUUGAAGAGACAGAAUUCCGCACCUCCCAGUUAAGCGGUGAUGUCAAGAGGUGUUUUGAAAUCACAAAGACAUAUGGAAAUAAGAAACCACAAUUGUACAAGAUGCUUCUCCGGUUUGUCAUAUCUCGUGAGGAAAUAUUCAAGCAGAUUGACCGUCAACAGUUCAAUUUUAUUAUCAACCAGUUACGGACUUUGAAGUUGGCAUCUCCUUUGGAGAUCAUUCAAAUUUUAGGUUCAACUGAGUUUACUACUAUUGGCUUGAUAAGAGAUUAUUUGAUUGAGACUCUCGAUACAGCCAAGCAAGAGAUCACCAACAAUGAAAAACUUGUAGAGUACUACGAAAAGGAGUCCAUCAAGAAUAGUUACAAAAUCACCGAGUUGAAAACCAAGCCCUUUGUUAUCCAGCAAAAUAAAUGUAGUGCUUGCAAUUUGAAGCUAGACUUCCCAGUUAUUCAUUUCAAAUGCAAACACUCAUUCCAUCAGAGAUGCUUGAACGACACCUACUUAAGUAACAACGAGUCACUUAAUGCCACCCCUACUUGCUCCAUCUGUAUCAAUGAUAUUGAUCUGAUUCAAACUUUGAGAGAUGAACAGUUCAGAGCCAAGGAUGAAGUUGAGUUGUUUGAGCUGACCUUGAAGGAAUCUUCGGACAAGUUUAAAGUGAUUUCUAACUAUUUGGGUAAAGGAGUUAUGGAAAAUGAGUUCGUGCAGAUUACCAACGAUGUUUGAGGUGUAGAUUUGCACGCAAUAAUAUUUUAUAUUUUUCGCAACCGCAUCUGGGUGGAGAUGUCUCAAGUGUUUCAUGUUUGAUGUUUGAAACAAAACCCCCACUUAUAAACCAAUUAUAUAAACCCCUGGGAUUUUCCACGAGCUUAAAAGUCUUAUUGAAAAGUAAUAGUCUGCAAUGGUUAAUAGAAACAAACGUAAUUUGGAAAUCAGUUCCAUUUA